AUGAUUCGAAAGACACUAGCAUUAUGGGAUUCAUCGAUGAUCAUGCAGUGCCUCAAGAAGAAAUUGCGGGCACGAUGUGUGGUGGAUUGCAGUGGAAAAAGGUUUUUUACAAAGCAGGAGUUUCUCACUCUAUGCACGACAAAUCCCUAUGCGCCUAUUAAUGAACGCAUGACUACAGUUGAGGCGGCGCGCUACCUGGAGCAGCUUCAACAGGCGCGGGAGGUGAUAGUAAUGGGUGAAUAUGUGUAUAUUAGACCUUCUGAUGUCGUAAACGCUGUAUAUCACAGGCUACAGCUUCCUACUCUCUCUCGAAGAACCCCUACCUACAUGCAGCAACGCGCCACCCAAGAACUCUUUGCUGUUUCCACCAAAGAUAAAAAUGGUAUAGUAUUUCGUCGUGAUUUUUGGGCGAUUGUGUCCUUACUUAGUGGGGCACAAAUGACACUUUUAGCGUAUCUGACAUUUGUCGUGUACGGUUGGGAUGUCAUGGAGCCUGUUUGUUAUUUUGUGACGACCUUCACGGUGUUGUGCACCUACGCUUACUCUCUUGUAUGGCGAAGAGCUUGCACCUUUCACGCCGUCGAGGAUCAUCUAUUUCCAUCAAAUGUAGCGUCUGAGGGUCACGGCAGCUCCAUCGUCAGACAAAAUUAUUUGGACAGUCCAACAGCCUCUGCGGGCAGAAGUCCUUCGGGGUCUGCCUCCUGGGAUGACGAAGAGCUUGCCGAGUUGCUUGAAAACUUUGAUUUCACCGCUUCUGUUGCCGCUGGGGCUAUAAACGAGACAAAGUGA
Messenger RNA from Trypanosoma rangeli, 789 nucleotides. RefSeq lists its product as uncharacterized. Bases 1 to 789 code for a protein of 262 amino acids. The transcript has a single exon. Gene Ontology annotation, biological process: calcium import into the mitochondrion; mitochondrial calcium ion homeostasis. Lineage: Eukaryota; Euglenozoa; Kinetoplastea; Trypanosomatida; Trypanosomatidae. Gene Ontology annotation, molecular function: calcium channel activity; uniporter activity. The record is from RefSeq and is a predicted model, not a curated record. Gene Ontology annotation, cellular component: mitochondrial inner membrane; uniplex complex.